Schistosoma intercalatum is the source of this 2585-nucleotide messenger RNA. The record is from the annotation of a GenBank genome assembly. Lineage: Eukaryota; Metazoa; Platyhelminthes; Trematoda; Strigeidida; Schistosomatidae.
AAUGAGAACUGCUUUGUCCUCUGUUUGUGUGAAAGCUGACUAAAUCCUAUACUACAAAGCUUAAACAUUAUUUCCAUAUCAGUCAGGCUACAGCUAGUGCUCAGAUCAUUAAAACGUUUCGACGAAUUAGCAUCAUAAAUAUUCAAAUGCCUUCAGACCUCUCUGGCUAUGUUUGUGUGGUUACAGGAGCUAGUCGUGGUGUCGGCCAAGGUAUAGCUAUCGGCCUUGGUAAAGCAGGAGCUACCGUUUACCUUACUGGAAGAACUCUUUCAGCAGAAAAUGGUAAAGGAGGAGUUAGUCUCCGUGAUACUGCCCAUAUUAUUAAUGCAUCAGGUGGAAAAGCAAUCACUGUUGCUGUGGAUCAUUCUGAUGAUACACAAGUUGCAGGACUAUUUUCUCGUAUUCAUAAAGAACAAUAUGGUCGUUUAGAUAUAUUUGUAAAUUGUGCAUUUAGUGCAACUGAUUAUUUAUUGGAUAAUAAUAAUUCACCAUAUUGGGAAUCUAAACUUCGUCCAAAUGAAGAAUGGGAUUUAAUUAAUCGAGUUGGACUUCGUAAUGCAUAUAUAUGUAAUGUAUUAGCUACACGUAUGAUGAUAAAAUGUCGUGAAGAAUCAAUGGAUUUAACGAAGAAUAAUGAUGAAAAUGUAUAUAAUCAUUCUAAUAGUAUAACAACUUCACUUAUUCAUAAUAAACCAUUACCUACAGGAUUAAUUGUAAACAUUUCUAGUUUCGGUGGAAUUACAAGGAUAUUUAAUGCUGCAUUUUGUGCAGGUAAAUCAUCUUUGGAUCGACUUAGUCAAGAAAUGGCACGGGAUCUGAAAGAACAUAAUGCAAAUAUUAGCAUUAUCAGUAUUAUACCUGGACUUAUACAAACAGAAUCAGUUGUUUCAGCCUAUGAAAGUGGCAAUUCAGUUAAAUUGUUUGGAUAUGAUGCCAGUUUAAGAAUGGAAUCAAACUGGGAUAUGUUCUCGUAUCCGAGUUGAAAGCGAACGCUGGCUACGACCAAUUUACGUUGCUCCACAAGAUCAAGUGAACUGGUAGAUGCAUAUGGAGGCGACCAGAUGUGGAAGCUUAUCUUUUAUAGAUACAGAAAAUAAGUUCCUACCAGUGAAGGUUAUUCACAGUUUUGCUGCAUUAAAUGUUCUUUUAAUCACUGUCAUUAGGCGAUUUUUGAUUACAUCAGAUGUUCGAUCUCCUUUCAAUUCAAGACUUAUAGAGAGGUUUUUCUUGGAGACGGAACAACUUCAUAAUAAAUUCGCUGAAAAAAAGAUCCCUUCGUUGAACUUUAUGUUUGUUUUUUUAAUUUUUAAUGUUUAAAUGAGAAUUAUUUAUCAAUUUUAUUUAGCUAUGCCAGCUCCUAUUCUUGGUGAUGUAAUUGCAUGUUUAGCUCAACAAUCAAAUAAUAAAAAAUUACUUCAAUAUUCUGGCCAUUGUUUAUUUGCUCCUGAUUUAGCUUCAGAAUUUGGUAUAAAAUCAUAUGAUGGUUAUAAUUUUACAAAUUUACGUUCUAUUAAAGGAUUAUUGCAAUUAAUUGGUUGGAAACAUUUAGCUAUUUUAUUUCCAGGAUUUAUUAAAAUCCCUUAUUGGUUAAUUGCUAUAGUGACAUCGAAAUUUUAAAGUAUCCCGUUAUUAGUGAUAGUUUAUCUUUUAGCAUUUAACUCAUUUGAGACUGUCUUUUUCUAUUUACAUAAUGUAUAUGAAAUAGAACUAUAUUCAUCCGUCUACUUAUAUAAUUUAUCAGUAGUAUGAUAAACUUUUGCAAUACUCCUUUUUCACACUUGUAUUUUUUUCUUCAAACAAUAACUUCUUUGUAUUGAUAAACUACAAUCUCUUUUCCUGUGCUAAUAUGGUAUGGCAACUCGAACUGAUGUACGUACGUACGAAGUUCUACGUUGUUACUGACCGACAAUCUCUUUUCAAUUAACGCUAAUAUUCCAUUAUUUAUAAUUGUAUUACUAUUAACAAUACUAUUAUGACUAUUGUUGUUUUACAAUAUAUUCAAAAGGUUUGUAUACACUGUUCAAUGUUUUCAAUAUUUAUAUAUCUAUUGUUCAACUGUGAAAUGAUAAAGGCAGCAAUUUUCUAAUUUCUUUCUGUUAUUCGGUAAAAAAACAGAUUAAUUUACCUCAUUAUUGUCUAUAAUCAUUAUGUGUAUACUUUUUUAGUCUUCAUCAUCCAUCAUCUUCUUUAUAUUGAAUGGUCAUCGUCAUAGAUCUUUUUCACUUCAGAACAAAUUUUUAUUAUAAUCUUGAUGGAAUUUUGUUCUGUGAGCUGGAUGGUUUAGAGCUUUCAUCGUUCUUUUGAACGACAUCAUCGAAUUUCUCCACAUAUGGUUCACAGCUUGUUCUGUAAACUUCGAUGUUGAUUAGUUCUUAUUAUAAUCUUAUAAUUUUCAGUUAACAAUAAUAUCAGUUAUUGCUUAUCAUACACGUUGUUUACGUUUAUUACCUAUUAUCUUACUUGUAUAUGUAUGACAAGUUUUUUUUUUUGUUGUUUACUUUCUAUUGUUCUAUUUCAUUAUCCUUGUGGUUAAGUUUAUAUUAUAUAAAUUUCCGUUAACAAAACAACUAUUACGAAAUAAGUUC